Messenger RNA from Vairimorpha ceranae, 866 nucleotides. Its product is annotated as endonuclease-reverse transcriptase. The record is from RefSeq and is a predicted model, not a curated record. The annotation marks the transcript as partial. The transcript has a single exon. NCBI's taxonomy places the organism in Eukaryota, Fungi, Microsporidia, Nosematidae.
AAAAUGUACUAGUCCCUGCUCUCAUGUAUGGUAGUGAACUAUGGGGCAUGUCUAGUACAAGAUCAGGUAGGAUUACUAGAAUCCUUAGGAAAGCAGUCAGGAUGGUGUUCCGGACAAAAAUAGUUCCAUUAGAUAGGAUAAUGGAUGAAUUCUCGAUUAGUAGAAUUCAAAUACAAGCAGCCCUGAGCAGAUUUAGGGCACUAAUGAAGUGGAAACACAACAAAACGAUAAUCUCGGAGUUUGUGGAUCAAGCUCCCAGGGAAAGGAAAACCACGUGGAGUUCAAGGACUCGACGUUGGUGCAAAAGGUAUGUCGGUCACGACUAUGAAAGCAUUGGCUACAGAGUAGCCAAAGACAAGAUAGUCGAAGUGCUUAAAGGAAGGAGAACCUAUAACUCUACCUUGGCAGCUUCAAUAGCAGGCGAGUAUAAAAUCCUUGAGUCUCAGCUCAAGUAUAUACUGAUAAAAGUCAAUAAUAGACAGAUAAGAAAUUACACCAAAAUCAGGUGUAACUUGGUAAGAUGGUCUUCUGCUCUGGCGAAUGCCAACAGGAUCCCUCAAUUCUACAGAGGACACUGUUUCCUUUGUGAGGGAGAACAAGAAUGCCUUGAACAUUUCUUGUUAGAUUGUCCUGCCCUUUCUGAUACAAGGUCUCUCUAUGAGGGAAGAAUAGUUGAGUUGGUAGAUCUAACUCGGACAAGGAAAGAGCGAGUCACGAUGAUUGUUGGCAAUAUCAAUGACGUCAAGGCUUGCUCAAGAAUGAGAAAGGCACUACUCGUAAGAGUAGAGUUCUUGGACAAGAUGGUAGUACAACGCUACGUGCUUGUACGAGAAAAAGAAAGGCUAUUCAGCCAGAACAGGAGCUAG